Molecule: messenger RNA, 1416 nt
Organism: Rhododendron vialii
Lineage: Eukaryota; Viridiplantae; Streptophyta; Magnoliopsida; Ericales; Ericaceae
Product: WAT1-related protein At3g28050-like
Exons: 7
Coding region: 77-1165 (362 amino acids)
Cellular component (GO): plasma membrane
Molecular function (GO): transmembrane transporter activity
Source: RefSeq, a predicted model, not a curated record
UUGUUUGCGUACAUCUGGCCUUUGGGUUUUGAUGAGCAUGCUGUGAACUUGUGAGGAGAGAGAGAGAGAGAGAUAGAUGGAGAUGGAAAGGGGAAAGUACUGCUACAGGGAUGUGGUGCCGUUUUCGGCCAUGGUAGCCAUGGAAUGCACAAACGUUGGUCUCAACACCCUGUUCAAAGCAGCCACCAACCAAGGCAUGAGCUACCACGUCUUCGUCGUCUACGCCUACGGCAUCGCCGCCCUCCUCCUCCUCCCGUCCCCCUUCUUCUCCCUCCGAUCAAGAGUGUUGCCUCCACUCAACUUCUCAAUCUCUUAUAAAAUCUUCCUUCUUGGGGUAAUUGGGUGUACAUCUCAGAUAAUGGGAUUUACAGGGAUCAAUUACAGCUCUCCUACACUUGCUUCAGCUAUCAGCAACCUUGUCCCUGCUUUCACUUUCAUACUUGCUCUGCUUUUCAGGAUGGAAAAGCUUGCACUCAAAAGCUCAAGCAGUCAAGCCAAAAUCAUAGGCACCAUAGUGUCAAUUUCGGGUGCAUUUGUGGUAACUCUGUAUAAAGGCCCGCCUAUCGAAUUGACUCCGUCGCCUUCCAUUUCGCUCCAUCGUUCUCUCGGCUCGCCGCAGUCCAAUUGGGUCAUCGGCGGCCUUUUCCUCACGUCCGAGUAUAUUCUUGUUCCAAUGUGGUACAUUGUUCAGGCGCAAAUCAUGAAGGAGUAUCCGGCUGAGCUGACCGUAGUCUUCUUCUACAACUUGUGCGUUAGCGUCUUGGCAGCGAUUGUGGGUGUAUUCACAGAACCGGAUAUAAGUGCAUGGAGAAUCAAAGCUGAUAUAGCAUUGGCCUCUAUCUUAUGUUCUGGGAUUUUCGGGUCAUUCUUGAACAACGCGGUCCACACAUGGGUGUUGCGAGUCAGGGGUCCCGUUUACGUUGCGAUGUUCAAGCCCUUGUCGAUUGCCAUUGCAGUUGCCAUGGGCGUGAUGUUCCUCGGUGAUACUCUGUAUCUUGGAAGUAUCGUUGGAGCGACAAUAAUAUCGGUCGGGUUUUAUACUGUGAUGUGGGGAAAAGCAAAGGAAGACAUGGAUGAGAGUGCUGAAACCGGCGACCCGGAAUUAGCGUCUAACCCUAAAGUGCCGCUAUUACAAAGCCAUAAAACUCAAGAAAUGCAGAGCUGAUAAGUCGAAGUCGAACAGGAUCACAUCUCAAGAUCAGAUGGAUCGCUUAAGUCAGAGCACAGCACUGGUUGAAGAGAGGAAAAGCUUUAGAUCGGGACGCUAUGGCAUCAUGGGUUCGCAGCCUAGCAAAUUAGGCAUUACCCAUCCAACUCGAUGUUUGUAUAUGUAUGCCACAUUAUAUAUGUUUCAAAAUUUCAUUUUGACACUCCCCUUUUACCAUCCGAUUGAAUAUCCACAUUUUUUUAUGUGAA